Messenger RNA from Pocillopora meandrina, 826 nucleotides. Lineage: Eukaryota; Metazoa; Cnidaria; Anthozoa; Scleractinia; Pocilloporidae. The record is from the annotation of a GenBank genome assembly.
AUGAGUUUUCACCUUUCUGUUUCAGUUCUUAUAGGAGCUUUUUUCAUCACAGUUCUAGUUGCUGCUCUUUACGAGGGCCUCAAAAUAUUCAGGCAAUGGCUGGUUUGCAGACCUCUCCGUCUCUUAUUCAAAGACAUCUGUCAUUCAACGUCAACAAGUUUAGAUGUUACAGAUCUUGAGGACGCAUGUAGCAAUAAAGAAACCCUACAACAACUAUUUGUUAGAUUCCCGAACUGGAGGUGAGCAUGACUUUCUUUCUUGAUCACUUGUCAUCGGAAGUUUUGUUUCUGUCCUUCAUUGAAAAUAAAUACAUACACAUAAAACAGGAACAGACAACGUGAUUAGCGCACGAGACUAAACCUGGCCGAUUGAGAAAAUAAAAACCAGAAACAGAACGAACGCGCCGUUGUUAACGCUUCCUCUUGCUUAAAUAUAGCUACGGAAACAUGCCCCUGGCAGCGCCUCCUCACUCCUCCUCCCUCCUCAUGAGAGAACAUCAUUGAGUCCUAACGAUUACGAGCGUUUGAUUCACGUCAGUGACCUUCUUCCCUUUUUUUUUCUUUGCAGCCAAAGAUGGAGAAUUAAAAUUCACACAUUGCAGGCGUGUCUUCACACGCUACAAGUGCUAGUGGGAUAUAUGCUGAUGUUAAUAGUUAUGACGUAUAAUGUUUGGCUUGGGGUUGCAGUGGUUGCUGGGGCAGGAGUUGGGUAUAUGGCUUUCUCAACUAUUUUCCCCGAUGACUUGAGGCUCCGAAAGAUUGAAGACCAUGAAAAAGCUUUAGAUCUAAAUGAGCUUUCAUGUCAAAGAAAUCUUUUGUCACAGUAA